AUGCAUCUUCCAUGGCGCCAGAAGCAGCGGUCAUCGGAAGAGUGCACAUCGUCCCUACCUUCUGAACAGCGCGGACUUAGAGACCGCUGGUCUGCUACGAAAGACACUUUGAAGACCCAUGUGGCUACCGCGCAAGAUUACACGAAAGAUACUCUUCAAGAGUACAACGCCAAUAUCAAAAACCGCCUCAGAGCCAAAGCGUAUGAGCUCGGGUCACGGCCCGCUGCAUAUAUUGUUUUAUCUGGCUUCUUCCUUGGCUCUGUUUCGACGCUUGGUGUAACAUUCGUGUACAGACGGUAUUUUAGGCGUUUGAGGACAGCUGAGUGGGUUACGCCUGAUAUACUUCGGCGGAAGAGAUGGGUGAGGGGUGUCGUGACGAGUGUAGGGGAUGCAGAUAACUUUAGGCUGUAUCAUACCCCUGGCAUUGGGUGGAGGUGGCCACUGAAAUUCAGGAGAGUACCAACUUUGAGCAAAGGUCCGAUUGUGUCCCCCACCUCCUCACGGAAUAUGUGCUCACUUGAAUCAAUCAAUAAGAGCUCAAAGAGCAAACGAUCCACUGUUCGUAUUGCAGGUGUUGAUGCGCCCGAGGGAUCACAUUUUGGUCGCCAAGCCCAGCCAUACGCUGUAGAAGCUCUCGCGUGGUUGAAGGAUGCGAUCGAGGGCAGGAUAGUCUACUGCCAACUCGUUCGACGUGACCAAUAUUCUCGUAUUGUAUCUGUGGUCACUCUUCCGCCACCGUUCCUCCCAGGCUGGCUUAUUACAGGCCGGAGUCUCGCACUUGAAAUGAUCCGGGCCGGCACGGGCCUGACCUAUGAACAAGCAGGUGCCGAGUACGGGAAGUAUGGAAAGGAUGCGUUUUUGAGAGCUGAGGCUGAGUCGCGAGUUGCGCGCAGAGGCAUGUGGAAACAUGGUACAGUGGGAGAAACCCCCGCGCAGUACAAACGGCGUUACGCGCAGAGUGGGACGGACGUCGAGGCUCAGGUCCAAGGUACGGCGAAGGCAGAGAAAGAGAACUCGAAGGAGGAUUGUGUAGCAGCGACUACAGCUAGCGGUGUGAAUAAUCGUCCCACCUUCAUUCCCGGACCGGCGUAUAUGAUCUUUUGUCCUACUUCCAUCUUCACCAUCAUGAAACUCACGUCUACCCUUGUGCUUUCAUUCAUUGCCAGUGCGCAAGCAGCAACAACAAUUUCUAGCUUGAUACUACCCAGCGGAGUCCCAGCAUCAAGCGGCUUGCCUUUCAGUACCAUCUCUUUUGACACCACAGCUGCUACUUCAGUGCUUUCCUCGCUUUCCUCGCUCUACUCUUCCGAGUCAUCAGUUGUGCAGAGCGUGCUCUCAUCCUACACCACUGACUUACCUACUUCCAUUCUUCCCACCGUAACAUCUCUUCGUCCGGCGGGUCUACGCCGACGACGAGCGCACAAGCUACGACAACCUCUAGUGCUGCAGGACGAACAGAGGCAGGGCUGGGGCUGGGGUUAG
Messenger RNA from Suillus subaureus, 1482 nucleotides. RefSeq lists its product as uncharacterized. NCBI's taxonomy places the organism in Eukaryota, Fungi, Basidiomycota, Agaricomycetes, Boletales, Suillaceae. The record is from RefSeq and is a predicted model, not a curated record. The coding region runs from base 1 to 1482 and encodes 493 amino acids. The transcript has 8 exons. Gene Ontology annotation, cellular component: mitochondrion; cytoplasm.